Crotalus tigris (Tiger rattlesnake) is the source of this 3176-nucleotide messenger RNA. Its product is annotated as endothelial protein C receptor-like. Bases 323 to 1018 code for a protein of 231 amino acids. The transcript is spliced from 4 exons. NCBI's taxonomy places the organism in Eukaryota, Metazoa, Chordata, Lepidosauria, Squamata, Viperidae. Gene Ontology annotation, biological process: negative regulation of coagulation. The record is from RefSeq and is a predicted model, not a curated record. Gene Ontology annotation, molecular function: signaling receptor activity.
CCAGCUACAGCCUGCACAGCUGUGAGAGAAGCAGGAGGAGGCGGAUCUGGCAAGGAAAAAAGUUCCUUUGCUAAACAUGAGGAAAUAGAAAGAUGAAAACAUGCUCCACCCGCUUCUUCCCAGCCAGCCGUACCCUCUCUCUUCCAGCCCAGUCCUGGCAAAGGAAACUCCCUGAUUUCUGGUGGUGCUUGUAGUUCCCAGAGAUACUAACACAUAUUGGCUUGACAUAUAAAAGACUUCGAGGUUUUCUUUCGAGACACCUUACUUCACUAACAACACUGAAGUGUUCCUGGUUUUGCAAAUAAGUGACUCCUGAUUGGGAAUGCUGCUCCUGCAAAUUCUUCUCCAGUCUUGGACUCUCUAUUACUGGGCAUAUGGUGAAGAAACUCAUACCUUCAUCAUGUCAUUGACUGCCAACUUUUCAAAAGAGAACUCUGCGGAAUUUGUGGGCAAUGCCGUCCUAGAUGGGAUACUGAGCCAUAGCUUGGAGGGUGAUAUUGAACAGCUGAAUGUGAGCCAAUUGUUAUCAUUAGAGGCACCAAACCUCUGGGAACAGACGGAAAGCAAACUGCACAAAUACCUGCAGAGCUUCCAGGGAAUGGUUAUGAUACUCUCUAAGGAAAAGAUCAUAUCCUAUCCCAUAUCCAUAUAUUGCACAAAGGGGUGCGAAGUGUCUGAAAAUGGCACCAGAAGCUUCUACAAGAUUUUGCUGAAUGGGAGCGAUUUCCUGAAAUUUCACACAAAUAGUAAUAACUGGGAAGGUUUGUCUAACACUCUUGUGGCCAAUUAUACCAGUAAGAAGCUGAAUCAAUUCCCAGAGACAACCACCAAUCUACAGUUCUUCCUACAAGAAACAUGUGUCAACUUUGUAAGGGCGCAUACUAACAACAAAGAAGCUAGUACUGGGCAACGUGAAGGACCUUCACACACUCCACUAGUGAUAGGCAUCAGCAUCGGUGCUCUUGCUCUAAUGGGAUUAGCUGUUUGCCUGUUCUUGUGCACAGGUGGGAAGAGAUAGCAGAAGCACUGACAAACAAAUGGACCAUCAGCUUUCUUGGUUUCUCAGUGGAGCCAAUUGGAAGAGAAACAUGCAGGACUCGGAAUGUGUGGGGAAACAGACCAUCACUAUGAGAAAUAUAGGAAUCUUAUAUCUAUCUGAAAAAAUGGUUGUCUUUUCUCCUUUAAAGAAGUUUCAACUGGUGUAGGUGGUUUUGGACUAGGAGGUCCAUGCUCAAGUUCCCACCUGACCACAGAGUUCAUUCAUCACUCUGAGUCAGUCACUUCCAAUUCAACUCAACCCAAUAUGCCAGUUUUCAUAUGGCAUUAUAUUUUAUCAUGCUGAGAGCCAGUUUGGUCUACUGUUUAAGGCACCAAGUUAGAAACCAGGAAACUGAGUUCUAGUUCUGCCUUAGACAUGGAAGCCCGCUGGGUGACUCUGGGCAGUCACUCUUUCUCAGCCACAAUGUUGGGCUUGUCAUAACCAAUGCAUCAACGCUUGGUUGAUCUGGAGAAAAAAAGGAACUCUGCAUUUGUAGGGGAAAAAAUGGUGUAGGAAAACACUAGAAAUAUUUUUUUUUAUCAUGCUAUGUCAGUAUAUACCUGUUUAUUUACAUAUUGUGUUGGUUUUUUUAUUUUGACCAUGUUGCAUUUUAUUAUGUUCUGUUGGCAAUGUUUUAAUUUGCACUGUAUUAUACCCAUUUUUUGGGAGGUAUUUAACAAUCAGAGUUGCAUGUUCUUUUAUUUCUUUAUCCAUCAGGCAAAUACAAUGUAAAAAUCUAGAAUGCUUCAAUUUCUUUUUGUUUUUUUCUAUGUUCAUCUUUGAAAGAUCCUGAUACAAUUAAAGUUGUAUGAAAAUUUUAGGCAUUCCUGAUCAGAUCACAUUACAGAGCUUUAACAAAGGAAAUAUAUUGAUGGCAAUGUGAUACACUUCAGUUGAUUUUGGAUGGCUCUUUCUAUACUUCUGUAGCUCCAAAGGGAAUUUAUGAUGACAAAUUCUGUGGACCUUUAUAAGCCUGUGGACUUUUAAAAGCAUUCAGAAUUAGCAAUUGUCUGUUUUAUAAAUUAAAUUGGGUCAAGCUAGAAAUAAUGCUUCUCUCAAGAGGUUUUUACAGAAUGUCUUCAGAAGUUUACUAAAAAUUAGGACUCCACUAUUUUUUCUGGAUGCUUAGGAUUACAGUGCUUAUCAAGAAAACAUGAGAUAAUAACUCCAUGCAUUUUAUCCUUAUAACACUGAGCAGGCGGCCAACAAUUGCAAAAUUGCUGCCUAUUCAUCACUUCUAAGUGCUCUAAAGAUCCUCCAAAAAUCGUCAUUUAAUUAAGGAUUUUAUUAGCUGUUCGCCAGAAUUUAGAUCUGGGGUUUUCAGUUAUGAGCUGGCAUAAUCAUAUAUUUAAAUAGUCAUAUAUUUUUUUUUUAAAAAAGCAUUUUACCUGUCAAGUUUCCUUUCAUUUGUAGAACUUAGAAUAUAGUUCUUAAAACAGAAAAAAGAAUGGCAUAAUUGGCUGGAUAUUUUUUAUAAAGUUAUUCCAAUCUAUGCAUAGUUUGUGGCUAUUUAUUUCACUGCUCGCCUUUUCUACUUCCUUAUUCAUAUAGUGGCUUCAUCAGUUUCAUCCAUUAUAAUACAAUGCUGCUGGUAAAUAUCAGUGGGCUGGUUUUCCAGAUUAAAUAAAGCAAUUUCAUUUUCAGUCAAGAAAUAAACAUUAUUUACUGCUAGGUCAUUCUUGAGAAUAAGAGGCUGAUCCAGGGUCAGAAAGUGCAGCCAUCUUUUCAGUAAAGUUAUAUAAAAUGAUACUGCAAAAUACACAAAAGUCUGCAUGAGACAGUUAUGGGUGUGCCUAUUAGCCAAGAGACUGGGAAAAAUAGAAACUAUGUGCCUUUCUAACCAUACCUUUUCCAAUGGUCCUAUAGUCAUGUUGAGCAGUUACAGUGUAUUUGUUGUAUGUACUGAAAAUAUGUCAAUAUUUACAGGCAUGAGUACCAUACACUGCAAUAUGGGUAAUUUGAAAAUAUCUGGGAAACUCCAAAUACUCAGAUUCCAUACUUUGUACUUCUGCAAACAUAUGUGUUACUUAAAAUAUGAAUUGGCCCACGGUUCCCACAAAUUUAUAAUCCAGUAUUCUUACUUAUCUAGUUAAAAUGUUGUAACUGCAACAUUAUAUAGAGCUCUGUUAAAAAAAAA